AUGCCAGAUGGGCUUCCAUCCACUCUCGGCCUCGUUGGGGUCGGUACCAUAGGAUCUUCCUUGAUUCGUGGCCUCUUGGCCCCGGGCGGCAGCUUGUCAACACUCCCAAGGGUGGUUCUUUCGCCCAGAGGUGCUGCAAAGGCGGCAGAGCUUGCGCGAGACUUCCCGAGCCAUGUUGUCGUGGCCAAGAGCAACCAGGAGGUCGUCGACGCGGCAGACUGUGUCAUCAUCGCAGUGCUCUUCAAGCAGGUUGAAGAGGUCAUGAAGGGAAUCGCUUUCCGAGAAGGGCAGAAGGUCGUCACACUGGUCGCUGGACUCCUGCCAAAGCGUCUGCAGGAGCUCUCUUCCCCAGCAUCAGACUGUGUCAGUGCGAUCCCGCUUCCAGCAGUGGCCAGGCGCGCUGGUUCCACCUUGCUGACGCCACCGAGACCCUGGGCACAGGCAAUGUUUGGGAUCUGCGGGAAAUGUGUUUCCGUGGAGAGCGAAGCAGAAUUCAGGAGGCUCCUGUGCAUCACAACGCUGAUGGGGGACUUCUAUAAGAGGCAGCUGACUGCACAGCGGUGGCUCUCUUCGAACGGCGUCGCAGAGGCCGACGCCGCCACCUGGGUUGGAGCCACCUUCGCCACUUUCGCGGCAGACAGCAGCGCAGCAGAGGCGGACACUUUUUCGAAGCUCGUGGAAGAGCAGACCCCUGGUGGACUCAACGAGAUGGUUUGGAAGGCCCAAGAAGCUGAUGCAAGCUACGAGUCCCUGGCGUAUUCAUUGGAUGCGGUCUUCCACCGGCUGGUGGCCGGUGCGGAGGAUCCCUCCCUGGCACCCGCGGCCAAGCGGUUGAAACGCUAG
Molecule: messenger RNA, 843 nt
Organism: Symbiodinium sp. CCMP2592
Lineage: Eukaryota; Dinophyceae; Suessiales; Symbiodiniaceae
Source: the annotation of a GenBank genome assembly